Molecule: messenger RNA, 417 nt
Organism: Anisakis simplex (herring worm)
Lineage: Eukaryota; Metazoa; Nematoda; Chromadorea; Rhabditida; Anisakidae
Source: the annotation of a GenBank genome assembly
AUGCUAUUACACCGUUGUUUUUUGGUUCAGGAGGCAGCCGUGUCGAGUGAAGCGACGUGCGAACAAGCCGCACGCGCAGGUUCAGUGGAGGGCUUAGGCCAACAACUUGAAAAAAUGCGUGGCGCUGGCGGGGCUGCUGGCACUGGCUUGGAGGAAUCGACGGCGGCCACCAGCAGCGGCGGCGGCGGCGGCGGCACCACAUCCGUGCCCACGUCUACACCAACAACAACGCGUGUGGCGCUUCGAGGCGGUGGUACAGCGCAUCUGAGCGCCUCUGGUACCCUACAGCUGGUGAUUCCUGGUCAGCAACAACAGGCGUGUGCAGUGGCCGGCGGCUCAACGCAAAUUUCGCCGGCGAGUAGCCUCGGUUCAGGUUCGGGUCACGGCUUGGGCUCGGCGUUGAGCUCAGCUCGUAGC